This is a messenger RNA of Condylostylus longicornis, 1624 nucleotides long. RefSeq names its product cuticle protein (gene Cpr66D). NCBI's taxonomy places the organism in Eukaryota, Metazoa, Arthropoda, Insecta, Diptera, Dolichopodidae. Gene Ontology annotation, cellular component: extracellular matrix. The record is from RefSeq and is a predicted model, not a curated record. The coding region runs from base 397 to 1218 and encodes 273 amino acids. The transcript has 4 exons.
AUCAUUAUUCAAUAUAAGACUUUAACUGGUGUAAAACGGGUUUGUAUAAGAACCGUGCCCAAGUAAAUACGAUCGCGAUUAUUAAAAAUUAAAAUUAUAUAAUUGAAAAAAAAAAUUUAUAAUAAUUGAAAAAUUAAAUAAAAAUAAUUAAUUUAAAAAAAAAAAAUUACUUAAAAUAAGAAAAUUUAAUUUUUAUUUCAUUAAUUCUAAAUUAAAAAACAGUGAAAUUUUAGUGAUCGCACGAAAAAAAUUAUCACGUAAAAAUAAAAAAAAAAGUUAUCUUAAAAAAAAUAUAAAAUUAAUUAAUUAUAACAGUUAUUCUAAUUAAUAAUACAAAUUAAUUUGAAAAUAUUAAUAUUAAAUAUUACAAAUAAAAAAAAAAAACAAAUAUAUAAAAUGAAAUCUAUAAUAUUAUGUGUAGUAGUAUUAUUUGGAUUAUGCAAUGCUCAACAGGGUACUGUUGAUCCUGCAUAUUUACGACAAUAUUAUCAACAAAUAGCACAACAAUCUGGUGCGGCUGGUGGUAGUCACGGUGAUGCCACACCUAUUUUUGAACAAAAUUCAGAACAAAGUCAACAAUAUAUACAACCAGGACCACAACAUAGACUUAAGGAUAAUGUACAAGAUCAGAUUAGAGCACAACAAAGUCCACAACAUACUCAAGCGUAUGUUGCACCAACAGUUAGAGAAUAUCUUCAUCAACAGCAACCACAACAGUUCCAAUAUGUUCAACCACAACAUCAUGCACCACAAGCUGUUAAUUAUAAAGCAGCACCUCAGGCACCAAAACAACAAUUAAUUCAUAGAUCAUCUGGUAAACAAGGUGGUAAAUUGUCACAAGAAGAACCAGAAGAAUAUGAUACAAAUCCAUCAUAUCAAUUUGGUUUUGAUGUAAAAGAUGAUGAAUUUACAAAUUAUCAAAAUCGUAAAGAAGUUCGUGAUGGUAAUGUUAUAACUGGUAGCUAUUCAGUUGUUGAUUCAGAUGGUUUUAUUCGUACCGUUAAAUAUACAGCUGAUCCAAAAGAAGGUUUUAAAGCUGAAGUUAUACGUGAACCAACUGAUAUUGUUAUUAAAAUACCAACACCACCACCACAACAACUUUUAAGGCAGCCAGUACAAGCAGGUCCAUCACAACAUCAACAUUCUCAACCACAAUAUCAACAAUAUAAACAACAACAACAACAACAACAGCCACAAUAUCAACAAUAUCAUCAGUAAAUCAGUAAAAAUAAAUUAUAUAAGCAAAAAAAAAAAUUAUUAAUAAUAAUAAAAAAAUAAAAAUUAUAUAAUUGGAAAAAUAUUUUUCUUAUUUAUACAAAAACAAAAUAAAUCAAGUUAGUUUUCCUUAUUGUAUUUAAAAUUUAUAUUAAAAUUAAAAUAAAAAUCUUAUAAAGAAAUAAAAAUUUAAAAUUUAAAAUUUUCAUAUUAGCAUAUUUAUAUUUAUAAAUUUCAAAAUUUAAUCAACUAUUAUUAUUUUUAUACACCAUACAUUCAUAUAUAAAAUGUAGUAUAUUAUAAGUCAUAAAUUUCAUUUUGACUAUACUAUUUUCAAAUAAAUAAAAGAAAUAAAAUUUUAAAAAUUUAUUUUAUAAAAAAUUUCAUUGAAUAAAUUUAAUUAAUAACA